AGUCAAUCCCCGAGACUCACAGUAAAAGCAGCCGUACACAGAGACGCUUUUCCGGCCACUCGAUCAACUAUUAAUGCCCUGAUCCAGUUAUAAAGAUGGCCUCUCCUCCGCCGGGCAGCCCCCCUCUUGCAGAGCAGCACAUCCCUCCUGCACAGGACGAAGAGAGCCAACAAGAUGAAGAGCUGGUGAAAGAUCAGCCUGCGAAAAAACGUGGCAGAGGCAGGCCUCCAAAAUCCAAACCUUCCUUCAAAUGCUCUGCGUGCACGGAGGCUUUCAGGAGUCUGUCGGCGCUGCGGAGCCACAAGCUUUCGGCACAUGUAAAGGACGGCCAGCCGCAACACUCGUGCUCUCAGUGUACGAAAACAUUCUCGAGCAAGGCUCAACUUUCAAAGCACGAGCGCACUCACUCGGCCCAGCGUCCCUUUCAGUGUCCCGACUGUCACAAGGCUUACAAGACUCCCACAGAGCUACGCAACCAUAGCCGCUCUCACACUGGGGAGAAGCCAUUCGUAUGCACAGAGUGUGGUAAGGCCUUUAUGCAAGCUAUAUGCCUGAGGAUCCACAUGACACAGCACAGCGGGGAGCGUCCUUACUCCUGCCGUCAGUGCUCAAAGAGCUACCCCACCCUGUCUAAAUUGAAGGUUCAUAUGCGCUCUCACACAGGAGAAAAGCCAUACUUCUGUGCUGAGUGCGGCAAGAGUUUCGCAGAUCCCUCUGUGUUCCGAAAACACAGAAGGAACCACCAAGGCCAUCGGCCGUAUGCCUGUGAUGAGUGCGGGAAAACAUACACAGAGCUGAAGGACCUGAAGAACCAUGAGCGCUCGCACACUGGAGAGAAACCCUUCCUGUGCUCAGACUGUGGCAAAGCUUUCUCCCGCUCCUCCUCUCUGGCCUGCCAUCAGCGCAUCCACUCCCAGAACAAGCCCUAUCAGUGUGAGCAGUGUGGCAAAGGCUUCACCCAGCUCUCCUCCUACCAGUCUCACCUCCGCACGCACUCUGGAGAGAAACCCUUCCUCUGCCCGCAGUGUGGCAAGAUGUUUUCCGACCCCUCCAGUUUCCGGCGCCACCAACGGGCCCACCUGGGUUUCAAGCCGUACCCCUGCGAUAAAUGCACCAAGAGGUUCAGGCAGCCGGCUGAUCUGGCCGUGCACGAGCGCGUCCACUCUGGAGAGCGUCCUUACAAAUGCCAGAGCUGCGACAAGGCCUUCGUAGCGUCCUGGGAUCUGCGGCGCCACAUGCUCGUCCACACGGGGCUUCGGCCCUUUUCCUGCACAGAGUGUGACAAGUCAUUUGCAGAGCGCUCCAGCCUCAACAAGCACCGGCGUGUGCACUCUGGGGAGAGGCCGUUCAAAUGUGAGGAGUGUCUGAAGUCCUUUGUGGUUUCCUCCAGCCUGCGCAAACAUGAGAGGACUCACCUAGCUGAGCAUGCUGAGCAGCAACAACAGCAACAACAACAACAACAACAACAACAACAACAAGAACAAGAACAGCAACAAGAGACGGAGGCCGGGUCAGCGUCAGGCUUCACUGCCCACACAACUCUCCCUCAGUUCUCCUGCACUCACUGCGAUGCUACGUUUGGCAGCUGGGAGGAAGUCCAGGCGCAUGAGAAUCUCCACUCGAUUGAUUCUACGCCGCCGACUGUUGCCAAAAUCGUGCCAAUGGGCUUGCACGUCUGUGAGAGCUGCCAGGCAGAGUUUGCACAGCUGGCAGACCUGCAGGAGCACGAGAAGCAGCAUCCGAAGCCGAGACCUCACGUCUGCGACAGCUGCGGCAAAGGCUUCCUCAACAAAUCUGGCCUGCGUAAACACCAGAAGAUCCACUCCACCAGCAAGCCCCACAGCUGCCCGCACUGUGGCAAAGCAUUCCUGUUCGCUGCCUACCUUCGCAAGCACUUACGGACUCAUGCAGACGCCCCCCCGGCCCCCACACAGCUCAGUGACAUAAACAUUAUCCACACCGACCCGCUUCCUUCUCCUCCUCUUCCCAGUGAGGUUCCCUCCUCCACUGUGGAACCCAGCGCCAUUUCCCUGACCGUUCCCGUGACCGUACCUGUGACGGCUUUACAGACUCUGCCGGAGUAGCUAGUCAAAGAAGAGGGCCAUUACACUUUUAUUUGACUGUUUAGGAAUCUUUAUUACAUUCAUAUUUAUCCAGUGGCCUUAAAUCUUUUUAGAUGACGGGUCUAAUGAAGUGUUAUUUCUCAAAAAACUUUAAAAAAAACCUCAUUAAAGUCUACUUCAUGUCAAUUGUUACAGUUUUGCUUUAUCAUGAUAUUGGAAAUAUGAUUGUGUUUUAAAAUAUAUAUAAUUCACUACUAUGAAAUGAUGUAAUCUGUUUGUGACAAACAUGCUCAUCACUUAAGAUGUUGUGAUUUCAGGUAAAUGUCUUUUCAAUCCUU
Molecule: messenger RNA, 2401 nt
Organism: Notothenia coriiceps (black rockcod)
Lineage: Eukaryota; Metazoa; Chordata; Actinopteri; Perciformes; Nototheniidae
Gene: znf668
Product: zinc finger protein 668
Exons: 2
Coding region: 96-2084 (662 amino acids)
Source: RefSeq, a predicted model, not a curated record